This is a messenger RNA of Sodiomyces alkalinus F11, 1185 nucleotides long. Its product is annotated as ribosomal protein L2. The transcript is spliced from 3 exons. Gene Ontology annotation, biological process: cytoplasmic translation. Lineage: Eukaryota; Fungi; Ascomycota; Sordariomycetes; Glomerellales; Plectosphaerellaceae. The record is from RefSeq and is a predicted model, not a curated record. The coding region runs from base 1 to 1185 and encodes 394 amino acids. Gene Ontology annotation, molecular function: transferase activity; structural constituent of ribosome; RNA binding. Gene Ontology annotation, cellular component: large ribosomal subunit; ribosome.
AUGGCACGGCCUCGCAUGUUUCUGAGGGCCGUCGAGGGUUCCCCAGCUCUCUUCUGCUUAGCAGGUCUCCGACCUUUCGUUGCACGACAUUUCUCGACCGGAUAUGUAGCUCGACAGGCUGCGGGCGCCGUUGAAGGCGGCCACUCAGGCAACUCGGUUGUCAGCGAGUACGCCGCCCCUGAUACCGGCGCGUCUUCCAACGUGAAGGAGUCGGUCAUUAUGCGCACAUACAAACCCCGCACGCCCGGCGUCCGUCAUCUGAAGCGGCCUAUCAAUGAUCAUCUCUGGAAAGGCCGGCCUUUCCUCCCCCUGACCUUCCCCAAAAGGGGUCACGGCAAAGGCGGUCGCAAUUCCACAGGAAAAAUUACCAUCCGACAUAGAGGCGGCGGUGCCAAGAGGAGGAUUAGAACUGUCGAUUUUCAUCGCUGGAAAGGAGGUCCGCACAUUGUCGACCGAAUAGAGUACGAUCCGGGACGAAGUGCCCAUAUCGCUCUGGUUACCAAUCAAGCCAACGGUAGCAAGAGCUACAUCCUUGCUGCCGAGGGUAUGAGGGCUGGCGAUGUCAUCCAGAGCUAUCGUUCGGGCAUUCCCAAAGCCCUGCUUGAUAGUAUGGGAGGAGUCAUUGACCCCGGUAUUUUGGCUGCCAAAACGGCGUGGAGGGGCAAUUGCCUUCCAAUGCAUAUGAUCCCGGUUGGGACGGUCAUUUUCAAUGUUGGAUCACAGGCCAAGGGCCCUGCUGUCUUUUGCCGUAGUGCGGGAACUCAUGCCAUUGUCGUCUCCAAGGAGGAAGAGACGAGAGAUGAUGGAACAAAAGUCAUGACUGGCAAGUAUGUCACCGUGAGGCUACAGAGCGGCGAAAUCCGCCGGGUCAGCAAGGAUUCAUGUGCCACGAUUGGUGUUGCCAGCAACCCUCAUCAUCAAUACAGACAACUUGGCAAGGCUGGGAGAAGUCGUUGGCUCAACAUACGACCGACGGUCCGUGGUGUCGCCAUGAAUUCAGUCGAUCAUCCUCACGGUGGUGGCCGAGGCAAAUCCAAGGGCAAUCGCCAUCCCACAAGUCCCUGGGGCACACCGGCUAAAGGUGGCUAUAAAACUCGUCGGAAGCACAACUACAACAAGUGGGUUGUCGACCCCCGUGUCCGAAACAUGGGAAAGAGGCGGAAUAAGCAGUCAAAGGGCGACUGA